Molecule: messenger RNA, 279 nt
Organism: Peronospora matthiolae
Lineage: Eukaryota; Oomycota; Peronosporomycetes; Peronosporales; Peronosporaceae
Source: the annotation of a GenBank genome assembly
AUGCGAUGCGCGAGCAAGGCCGCCGAAGCAGAAACUGCAGCAACUGAUGUCUCAUCGGUUGCUGAAGCGACUCAGCCUGUGUCUCAUGGUGAUGCAGGCGCUCGUCGUGAAGACACUCAUGUCUUCACAGAGUAUGAGCUCGGAGUCUCAUACUCUCCUGAUACGGAAGAAGGAUCCGUAUCGACGGUGAUCGAAUCCAAGCCGCCUGCCAAGCGUGGCAUGGAUGAUGCUACGCGUCGUAGUAUCUUUGGUUCGUCUGAAGAAUCAGACGAACCAUAG